CCCGCGUCCUGUUGCAUCGGGGACGCGCCGAACCUCACCGGGACUGGCCGAGCUUAAACCGAGCACGGACAAACGUAGACAGGUCGCGGCAGAGACAAGAGGGAGGACGUACUCGGACUUGGAAAAACGUCGGCGUCUGGAGUAGCCAACCUCCAUUUGGACUAUUCUGUUUUUAUAUUUUGAAGUUACAAAUUCAUCCGCAGAGGGUCGGAGAGACGGUGCAGCAUGUCGGGCAACAGGGAGGAGGAGAGGAGGAAACUGGCCGACAUCAUCAACCACUGGAACGCCAACCGGCUCGACCUGUUCGAGAUCAGCCGGCCCACGGAGGAGCUGGAGUUCCAUGGCGUGAUGCGCUUCUACUUCCAAGACCGCAUGGCGGGCAACUUUGCUACCAAGUGCAUCCGCGUGUCCAGCACGGCCACCACUCAGGACGUCAUCGAGACGCUGGCCGAGAAGUUCCGGCCCGACAUGAGGAUGCUGUCGUCGCCGCGCUACUCCCUCUACGAGGUCCACGUCAGCGGCGAAGAGCGGCAGCUGGACCUGGACGAGAAGCCGCUGGUGGUUCAGCUCAACUGGAAUAAGGACGACAGAGAAGGACGAUUUGUCCUCAAGAACGAGAACGACAUCCUGCCCAAGAAGAGUCAGAGUAACGGGCCCGAGAAAGAGAAGGACGGCGUAAUCCAGAACUUCAAAAGGACUUUGUCCAAGAAGGAGAAGAAGAAGGAGAAGAAGCGGGAGAAGGAGUUUGCCCGGAUAACGGAUGGCGACGACCAGAUGCCCAAUCGGGACGACGGGGAGAACAGCCGGCUGGCCGCCGAGGUCUACAAGGACAUGCCCGAGACCAGCUUCACCCGGACCAUCUCCAACCCGGAGGUAGUGAUGAAGCGGCGCAGGCAGCAGAAGCUGGAGAAGCGCAUGCAGGAGUUCAUGAGCAGCGACGGGCGGCCCGACUCGGGGGGCACGCUGCGCAUCUACGCUGACAGUCUGAAGCCCAACAUCCCCUACAAGACCAUCCUGCUCUCCACCCGGGACACGGCCGACUUCGCCGUGGCCGAAGCCUUGGAGAAGUACGGCUUGGAGAAGGAGAACCCUCGAGAAUACUGCAUCGCCCGGCAAGACGACAAAUCUGGCAAAGAGGCCAUCCUGGACGACGGCGAGUGUCCUUUGCAGAUCUUCAGGGACUGGCCGGCAGACAGAGGUGCCUUGGUUUUCCAGCUGAAGAAGAGACCGCCCGACUACCACUUGCGCAAGACGAGGAAAGCAGAUGACAAGGGCCUGCAAGGGAAGGACGGCUCUGGGCCCUUGCCGCCGGAAAAACUGCCCUAUCUGGUGGAGCUGAGCCCGGGGCGAGGGAAUCACUAUGCCUACUACGCCUAUCGGCAUCACGAAGACGGGUCCGACUCCCGCGACAAACCCAAGCUGUACCGGCUGCAGCACAGCGUCACCGAGGUGGGCUCGGACUGCACCGACGACGGCGCCAUCCAGCUGCUGGGCCCGGGCGUGCUGCCUCACCACUGCAACCUGACUCACAGCGAGGGCCUGGUGACAGUGACGCCGCGCGGCCCCGAGGCCGAAACCUUCGUGGACGGCCAGCGCGUGGGCGAGACGGUGGCGCUCCGCUCGGGCGCCACGCUGCGCUUCGGAUCGGCGCUGGUCUUCAAGUUCGUCGACCCGCUCUACGACCAGGCCGCCAAGAGGGAGCCGCCCGCCGCCAUGCGCGCAAGGCACAAGUCCGGGAGCGUUCCCGACACCACCUUUGACCUCCAGGGUGACCUCCACGGCGUGGCCGCCAUCCCCACCAGCAAGAGCUCCGGGAAGUUGGAGAUGGAGCGCGGGAUGGUGAAGCCCAUGAUCCGAGGCGAGCCGCAGGACGGCCGGACCCAGGACGGCUCGGGCGACCGGCCCGACCUGACUCUCCCGGCCAGCAUCGAGUUCCGGGAAAACUCCGAAGACACGUUCCUGUCGGCCAUCAUCAACUACACCAACAGCUCGACGGUGCACUUCAAGCUGUCGCCCACGUACGUGCUGUACAUGGCGUGCCGCUUCGUGCUGUCGCCCGCCCACCGGCCCGACAUGUCGCCCUCGGAGCGCACGCACAAAGUCAUCGCCAUCGUCAACAAGAUGGUGAGCAUGAUGGAAGGCGUCAUCCAGGAAAGUCCUGAAGGGGAUCAGAAGCAGAAAAACAUUGCGGGCGCGCUGGCCUUCUGGAUGGCCAACGCGUCGGAGCUGCUCAACUUCGUCAAGCAGGACCGCGACCUGAGCCGCGUCACGCUGGACGCCCAGGACGUCCUGGCGCACCUGGUCCAGAUGGCCUUCAAGUACCUGGUGCACUGCCUGCAGGCCGACCUCAACAACUACAUGGCCGCCUUCCUGGAUGACCCCGAGGAGCACAAUCCGCAGAGACCCAAGAUAGAGGACGUCCUGCACACGCUGACGGGCGCCAUGUCUCUGCUGCGGCGUUGCCGCGUCAACGCGGCGCUGACCAUCCAGCUCUUCUCGCAGCUCUUCCACUUCAUCAACAUGUGGCUCUUCAACAAGCUGGUGACGGACAGCGAGUCGGGCCUGUGCUGCCACUACUGGGGCGCCAUCCUGCGCCAGCAGCUCAGCCACAUCGAGGCCUGGGCCGAGAAGCAGGGCCUGGAGCUGGCCGCCGACUGCCACCUCAGUCGCAUUGUGCAGGCCACCACUCUGCUGACUAUGGACAAGUACUCCAUGCAGGACGUCCAGAACAUCCACAGCACUUGCUUCAAGCUCAACUCGCUGCAGCUACACGCGCUCAUGACCAACUACCACUGCGCCCCCGACGAGCCUUACAUCCCGCCCGAGCUGAUCGACCACGUGGUGGCAGUGGCGGAGAACACGGCGGAUGAGCUGGCACGCAGCGACGGGCGCGAGGUGCAGCUGGAGGAGGACCCUGACCUGCAGCUGCCCUUCCUGCUGCCCGAGGACGGCUACUCGUGUGACGUGGUGCGCAGCCUGCCCAACGGCCUGCAGGACUUCCUCGACCCGCUGCUACAAAGAGGCUUCUGCCGGCUGACGCCGCACCCUCGCUCGCCCGGAACCUGGACGGUCCACUUUGAGGGGGCCGACUGCGACAGCCACUUUGCCGCCGUCGACAACUCUGACAUGCCAAUGAGGAAAGAGCCGGAGGUGGUGACGGUGACGCUGAAGAAGCACAACGGCAUGGGCCUCAGCAUCGUGGCCGCUAAGGGUGCCGGCCAGGAGAAACUGGGCAUCUACAUCAAGUCGGUGGUCAAAGGAGGCGCCGCUGACAUGGAUGGGCGACUGGCAGCCGGCGACCAGUUGCUGAGUGUGGAUGGGCGCAGCCUGGUGGGCCUGUCACAAGAGAGGGCGGCCGAGCUGAUGACCAGGACGGGAUCGGUGGUGACACUGGAGGUGGCCAAGCAGGGCGCCAUUUACCACGGCCUUGCCACGCUCCUCAACCAGCCCAGCCCCAUGAUGCCUCGAGCCUCGGACCGCAGCCGCGAGAAGAACGGCAAACUGCGUCCCAAGAGCGAAGGCUUCGAGUUGUACAACAGCUCAGUGCCCAACGGCUCCCCGGAGAGUCCGCAGGCCGGCUGGGACGCUUACCCGGAACCAAAGAAGAUGAGCGGGGAGGACCGGCUCCUCAAAAACCGGGCCGACCACCGCUCCAGUCCCAACGUGGCCAAUCAGGGCCAGAGUCCCGCGAGCAAGCCAGUCUACCCCGCUGGACCCGGCACCAAGAUCACCUCCGUCUCCACCGGCAACCUGUGCGCUGACGAUGAGCCUUCACCCCCGCGCCCAGAGGCGUACCCCAUCCCCACGCAGACCUAUGCCCGGGAAUACUUCACCAUCCCGGCGUCCAAGAGCCAGGACCGCGUGGUGGGCCCGGGACCGGGACCCUCGCAGCACUGGCAGCCCAUGGAGGACAGGGAACGGCUCCCCUCGGUGGACAGCAUGCACAACAGCAUGAAGCGGGUCAACCACUCGCAGGAGGACAUGUACCCUCCGUCCGGGAUCCUGAGGCAGGACGAGCGCAUGCAGCAGCACUACCAGCAGGAAUACCAACACCGAGACCUGGACUACCAGCACAGAGAUCUGGACUACCAGAGGGGACCUCCCGGUUUGGCGGGAGCGGAGCACUGGGUUGCUCAGCAGCAGGUUUCGUCCUCGCUGGAGUCGUCCACGUCCAGCCAGGAGCACCUCAACUACGCGACGGCGUCCGGCAAGAACCAGAAGACUGGGCCGGGCCGCUGGAAGACGCCCAACGCGCCGCACGCCGCGCCGCCGCACUCGGUCCAGACGUCGUCGCGCUCGGACCUGCCGCCGCCCCCUCCCCCGCCGCCGGCCACCUACCCGGACGCCUACGACAUGUACGAGCCCCACGGCGAGAUGCCUCUUCCGCCGCCGCCAUCCGGCGCCGGCUCGGCAACGGCCCAGCAAGCCGCCGACCGCAAGAAGCGCGAAGAGCAACAACGCUGGUAUGAGAAGGAGAAAGCCCGUCUGGAGGAGGAGAGGGAGAGGAAGAGGAGGGAGCAGGAGAGGAAGCUGGGUCAGAUCCGGGCCAACCCCGUCAUGCCCGUCCAGCCCCACAACAAUGGAGGCACCUUGCCCCCUGCCCCAGCCCACCACUACCCACAGCAGCAGCAGCAGCAGCCCCCCCCUCCAGCUUCUAUGGGCCUCUCUCACGCGUACCCGCCCCAGCAGCCCCCAUCCAGACCCGAGAAGCUGGCCAGCCUGCCCCGCUCGGCCGUGCCGCCCGCCUCCAACCCUCCCGGUAUGGAGACUGUGAUCCGGGACCUCCUGCCCCAGCAGCAGCCUCGCACCAUUGAGCGGCGAGACCUGCAGUACAUCACCAUCAGCAAGGAGGAGCUGACCAGCGACAGCCUCUCGCCCGACCCUUGGAAGCGGGACGCCCGCGAGAAGGCCGAGAAGCAACAGCAGCUUCACAUCGUCGACCUUCUGGACAAGGAGAUCCAAGAGCUGCAGUCCAAGCCGGAGCGCACGGCCGAGGAGAGCGACCGUCUACGCAAGCUGAUGCUGGAGUGGCAGUUCCAGAAGCGUCUGCAGGAGUCCAAGCAGAGCGAUGAGGACGAGGAAGAGGAGGACGACGAAGACGUGGACACCAUGAUGAUCAUGCAGAGGCUGGAGGCCGAGAAACGAGCCAGGCAGCAGACUGCUGUCCCAGCUAUCUCUGUUCUAGAUUUGCUUCAGGACGAAGAGCGGCGGCGCAAACAGCAGCUGGAAGAGAUUCGCAAGCGGGAGGCGGACGAGCGCACCAAACAGGAGGAGGAACGGCGGUGGCGGGAGGAGGAACGAGUCAAGCGGGAGGCGGCGGAGAAGCGGAGGCAGGAGGAGGAGUACUACACCCGUCUGGAGGCCGAGCGGCGCCGGCAGCACGACGAAGCCGAGCGCAGGCUGCUGUCGCCGGACGAUCCGGCCGGUCUGUAUCGGCCCCCGCUGCCCAGGGACUACCAGCCCCCCGCCCCGCACAACCCUACUAACACGCCCCCGCCGCCCCCGCAGAGAAACGCCUCCUACCUCAAAACACAGGUGGCCUCACCCGACACGCUCUACACGGCCAAGUUUGUGGCCUACGCCGGCGACGAGGACGAUGACGAAGAGGGCGGCGGCCAGCCAGGAUUCAACUCGUACACUGGAAACUCGGCAGGAGUUGUAGGAUCCGGAGAGUUCUACAAGGACCCGAGGGACAAAUGGACCAAGAGUCAGGAGCAGGAGAACAUCCCGAGCGGCGGCGCCGGUGGCGACGACGCCCCCCCCGAGAGUUUGACCUUCAAGGAGCGCCAGCGUCUGUUCUCUCAGGGCAAGGAGGUGUCCAACAAGGUGAAGGCCUCACGCAAGCUGAUGGAGCUGGAGAACGAGCUCAACACCAAGUAGUGCGAGCGCCCUCGCCUUCCACCUUUUUUAUUUUUGAAAUUGGAAUGGUUGAAGAAGCUUGCGGUGACUUUUUGUCCACUUGCCGCCCUUCCCGCCACACACGCACUGUACAAAUCCCAUCAGCAUAUUCGAUUUUUUGGUUGUUGGUGGUGAAAUGGUGCUGGAGGGGCUGGCUGGGAAAUUUUCAUGCUCAUUUUAAAUUUUAUUUUUUUUCCGUAGCUUCCAGAGAUUUUAAGUGGUUAGCUUUUACGCCCAACAGACAUUUUAUUUGACUAUUUGAUUUUUUUUCUCCUUUUUUUUUUUUUUUUUUUUAACUGACACUGUUACUUUGUGCUCUUUAUGCUUGGGGGACGGACAUUUGAGAGAAAUGCUCCAUCAUCUCCAAGCGCACAUGUAAAUAAUUGCCACUCGGACUACUGUACAAGCCCCAAAACGAGAAUGGCAGGAGCAACAAAAACCCGAGCUAACGUUAACUCAAUCUGUGGUCUUGUUUUUUUCCCUCGAGCUGCUGCGUGACGUUUGUUCGUUUGACAGGCGAGAGACGUUUUGUUUCAAAAAGAGAGACAAAAGUAGGCCGUUUUCAAAAGCCGAUGUUCAUUUUGGGAUUGGCAGAGGAACGGACGGGAUCACAAACCGGUUUUUAUGUUUCGCCUUGUUUUGUAAAUCAUUCUUAAUAAAUACAGAUUUUGCAACAAG
This is a messenger RNA of Syngnathus acus (greater pipefish), 6576 nucleotides long. RefSeq names its product afadin, adherens junction formation factor a (gene afdna). NCBI's taxonomy places the organism in Eukaryota, Metazoa, Chordata, Actinopteri, Syngnathiformes, Syngnathidae. Gene Ontology annotation, cellular component: adherens junction. Gene Ontology annotation, biological process: signal transduction; regulation of protein localization. The transcript has 38 exons. Gene Ontology annotation, molecular function: cell adhesion molecule binding. The coding region runs from base 226 to 5880 and encodes 1884 amino acids. The record is from RefSeq and is a predicted model, not a curated record.